Molecule: messenger RNA, 952 nt
Organism: Zingiber officinale
Lineage: Eukaryota; Viridiplantae; Streptophyta; Magnoliopsida; Zingiberales; Zingiberaceae
Exons: 1
Coding region: 116-745 (209 amino acids)
Source: RefSeq, a predicted model, not a curated record
CUGAAGUAAAUACUAUUGUUCGAAUCACUACGAUUCAAAUUCCACUUCUUCCUCUUCUUCUCCGACGCGAUUUCUCCCUUUGAAAGAUCGAAGAAUCCAAGAAGAAGUUAAGAAGAUGACCGCCGGUGAAUGGAGCAUCGAUCCAUCAGCGUCGGCUCUCCACCACAAGCCCCGCCACCCGCUCCACCAGAUCGCUGAGAGCGCUACCCACAAGCUCCUCCUAAAGCAGUGGAUCAAGGAGGAGGAGCUGGUCGCCCAGCGCGUCGCCCUCCGCGAGUCGCGAGUUGACUCCGUCUGCCGCGAGAUCGCCGGACUCUACUGCGCCUUCUUCGUCUUCCACUCUCUCGUCCUCUUCCUCCUCUACUCAUCCGCCGCAGCCUCGCCCGCCUCCGCGUGCCGCCGCUCCUGGAUCCCCUGCCUCUGCUCCCUCCUUUGCUCGAUGGCGCUCGUCUGGGCCGUCCGCUAUAAGGUCGACACGGAGUGCGUGCUUGAGCGGCUGCUGGAACGGGAGCGGGAGGACGGCCUGCUGCUGGCCAAGUGCGUGGAGGAGCUGAAGCGGAAAGGGACGGAGUUCGACCUGCUCAAGGAGGUGGAUGCGCUGCGGCGGGCCAAGAGCCUGCGCGUCGAGGCCAAGGGCGGCGCCGCCAAGGUGCGCAAGUGGUCCGCCCGCGAUUUCGCCACCAUGGUUCUCCUCGCGCUCUCCUGCGGCGUGAUAGGCCUCACCAGAUUCGUACUCUGUCAGUAGGCAGCGAUCUCUGCGAAGGAUCUCCAUUAAUUCUGCAUCAAAACUUCCCCUUUUCAUAUAAAAAACAAGUUUUGCUUAGGAUUAUUUUUGGUGAUGAAAGUGAUUGCAGAACGAUGCUUGUUCUGCUGUUCUUAAUUGCACUCUUGUUCUGUAUUGACACAGCCUCAAAUUCUGAGGUGUCGCUUAAUCAGAUUAUUGUUUCAACAA